AUGUUCUCACUGACAAUACAGAACAGUGAAUUGUUUACUUUUAUAAUCAUAUUCUUUGUGGAAGUAGUAAUGGGGAUCUUAGGAAAUGGAUUCAUAGCAGUAGUGAAUAUCAUAGACUGGGCCAAGAGAAGAAAGAUUUCUUCAGUGGAUCAGAUUCUUACCGCUUUGGCCCUUACCAGACUCAUUUAUGUGUGGUCUUUACUCAUUUGUAUACUGUUAUUCAUACUCUGCCCACGUUUGCUUAUGAGAUCAGAAAUGUUUACAGCAAUGGGCAUUAUCUGGGUAGUGAACAACCAUUUCAGCAUCUGGCUUGCUACAUGCCUUGGUGUCUUUUAUUUUCUCAAGAUAGCCAAUUUUUCUAACUCUUUCUUUCUCUACCUAAAGUGGAGAGUUAAAAAGGUGGUUUUAAUGAUAAUACUGGUAUCAAUAAUUUUCUUGAUCUUAAACCUGUUAUCUUUAAGGCUGUAUGAUCAUUUCUCAAUUGAGGUUUAUGAAGGAAAUGUAUCUUAUAGUUUGAGGAAUUCACCACAAUUUCCAAGAAUUUUCUUAUUCACCAACUUAUCCAAAAUUUUCUUAAUCACCACCUCAUCCCAAGUUUUAUUACCCAUAAACUCAUUUUUCAUGCUCAUACCCUUCACAAUUUCCUUGGUAGCUUUUCUCAUGCUCAUCUCCUCACUGUGGAAGCAUCACAAGAAGAUGCAGGUCAAGGCCAGACAACCUAGAGAUGCCAGCACCAUAGCCCACAUGAAAGCCUUGCAAACUGGGUUCUCCUUCCUACUACUGUAUACAAUAUACUUACUUUUUAUUGUCAUAGGAAUUUUGAGCUAUGGAUUGAUGGGUCGAAAACUAGUACUUUUAUUUGACCACAUUUCUGGAAUAGUUUUUCCUGUAAGCCACUCAUUUGUGCUGAUUCUUGGAAACAGUAAGCUGAGACAAGCCGCUCUUUCUGUGCUGCCUUCUCUGAGUUGCUGGGCCAAAGAUAUGGACACCAUGGGUCCCUAA
Molecule: messenger RNA, 1002 nt
Organism: Grammomys surdaster
Lineage: Eukaryota; Metazoa; Chordata; Mammalia; Rodentia; Muridae
Product: taste receptor type 2 member 110-like
Exons: 1
Coding region: 1-1002 (333 amino acids)
Biological process (GO): detection of chemical stimulus involved in sensory perception of bitter taste; sensory perception of taste; G protein-coupled receptor signaling pathway
Cellular component (GO): membrane
Molecular function (GO): bitter taste receptor activity; G protein-coupled receptor activity
Source: RefSeq, a predicted model, not a curated record